Apus apus (common swift) is the source of this 2917-nucleotide messenger RNA. It is a transcript of the gene PAIP1, whose product is annotated as poly(A) binding protein interacting protein 1. The transcript is spliced from 12 exons. Bases 372 to 1592 code for a protein of 406 amino acids. NCBI's taxonomy places the organism in Eukaryota, Metazoa, Chordata, Aves, Apodiformes, Apodidae. Gene Ontology annotation, molecular function: translation activator activity; RNA binding; protein binding. The record is from RefSeq and is a predicted model, not a curated record. Gene Ontology annotation, biological process: regulation of translational initiation.
CGCGCAGGGCCGGGCGAGCGGCGCUCCCGGGAAGGGCCGGUGGUUCCCGCCCCGCGCCCCGGCAGCGGCUGCCCGAGGGGAGCGGCGCCGGGUGGUGCCCCCGCCGGGGCUCAAGCCGUCGGGAAGGCCCGAGGUGCGGGGCGCGGGCAGGAGCGGGCGGCUGGCGCCCUGGUCCCUGCGGCGUGGCGGGCCGCCAGCCCGCGGGGCGAGCGAGGCCAAGGUCGGGGCCGGCUGUGUCUGAAGAGGCUCCCUGAAGCGUGCUGGUCCCACGGCGUGUAGGUGUCUACAUUGGGGAAGAGAAAUUGGGUUCCCAGCUGUGUCAAACACAGCUGCUCUCAUGCACACUUCAGUACUGCAUCUGUAAUGAAAAGAUGGAUCUGGGAUCACAUUCCACUCUAAACCAACACCUGCAACAGACAGGAAUUUCAACUGGAUCACAAGAUAAAGCUUCAGUUCCUGAUUCUGGACCAGAAAUGGCUGAACCUCGGGUGGCUGUGGCUCCUGUGGUAACGUCAAAGCUGUCUGUUAAAGCACCUGAGUUUUAUCCACCAGGAUACAGCCAGAACUUCAAUCAGAACUUCACAGAUUCUCCCUUUGACGAUAGAUAUGAUGGCUAUCUGACUUUGGCAGAAUAUGUACAAGACUUCCUAAAUCACCUUACCGAGCAACCAGGUUGUUUUGAAACUGAAAUAGAGCAAUUUGCUGAAGCACUGAAUGGCUGGGUCACUGCAGAUGAAGCUUUGCAAGAACUUGUCGAACUCGUCUAUCAACAGGCCACAUCUGUCCCAAAUUUUUCCUACAUGGGAGCACGACUGUGUAACUACCUAUCUCACCAUCUAACCAUUAGUCCACAAAGUGGGAACUUCCGGCAGUUGUUACUUCAAAGGUGUCGGACAGAGUAUGAAAACAGAGAUGAAGCCACCAAAGGAGAUGAGACUACUCGAAAACAAUUUCAUGCCUUUGUGCUGUUCUUAGCCGAACUUUACCUGAACCUAGAGAUUAAAGGAACUAAGGGACAGGUAACAAGAGCAGAAAUACUUCAAGAAGGCCUUCGAGAAUUACUAAAUGCACUCUUCUCCAAUCCUGUGGACAGUAAUUUGAUAUGUGCUGUGAAACUGCUGAAGUUGACAGGCUCAGUUUUAGAAGAUGCCUGGAAAGAAAAAGGAAAGAAUGAUAUGGAGGAAGUGAUUCAGAGAAUUAAAAACGUUGUGUUGGAUGCAAACUGUAGCAGAGAUGUGAAACACAUGCUUCUAAAACUAGUAGAAUUGCGAUCAAGUAACUGGGGUAGAGUUCAUGGAACUUCUCCUACUACAGAAGCUACCCCUGAAAAUGACCCAAACUAUUUUAUGAAUGAGCCGACAUUUUAUACUUCUGAUGGUGUUCCGUUCACUGCAGCAGAUCCAGAUUACCAAGAAAAAUACCAAGAGCUUCUUGAAAGAGAAGAUUUGUUUCCAGAUUAUGAAGAAAAUGGAACAGAUUUACCAGGAGCUGGAGAUCCAUAUUUCGAUGACCUUGAUGAUGGGAUGGAUCCAGAAAUUGAAGAAGCAUAUGAAAAAUUCUGUCUAGAAUCAGAACAUAAGAGAAAAGAGUGAGAUGUUAUACAUUAAUGUUAGUUUAUUAAACCAGUUUAGGUAUGGUUAUAAUACAUGGGGAUAAAAAAUAUUUGUACCACAAUAAGGAACUUGAGUUUCUCCAAGUACUAAAGUUACACAACUUCCUUUUUGUUUAGCAGAAUCUGCCAAAAAUUGUAAACUUAUGCCCUGUAACUUAAAAUGUUGUGUAUAUAUCAUAGUUUAUUUUAUGUACAGGUAUAUGAACAAUGUUUUGGCUGCAAUAAAAAUUAUUUUAAAGUUAUAAUAAUUGAAAUUAAAAUGUAAUGAGGAACUGUCCCAUAAGAUUUCCCUUGAGGGAGAAAGGAGAAGAAUAACUUGAUCUGAAUUUAAUUGUUUGCUUGCUUGUUUUAGCAUAUAUUGGGGAUAUACUUGUUGUUCUUACCAUGUACAAGAUACUUGGUAUUUGAUAUUUAAUUUUUUUUGCUAAUGAGAGUAUGAGCCAAAUAAGAAAAUUUUUUCUGUAGAUCACAAUCAAGUAGUAGUUGUGAAGGUUUUGUUUUGUGUGGAUGGUUUUUUUUUGUUUAUUUCCUUUUUCUUACUCUUCCAAAACCCUUACAGAUGAGGUAAGGUGAGGACUUUUUUUUCCUGGAAUACAUACGUUAUAUAUUGUUAUGUGAAAAAGCAAGCAGUAUUUUGGAAGUCAGGUGCUUUCAAGGUCCUUGGUCCAGAUAAACUUAUAUUCAACUUUUACAAGCAAACCCAUCCUUUAAUUUUUUGUGUUCUUCAAGACUGUAUGAAUAUAGUUAAAUUUUAACCCAUGCUUCUCAAGAGUAUGUGCCGUGGUUGGUUUUGUUGUUUUGGGGUUUUUUAUUUGAAUGUAUCUUAACGUGUCUAAUUUUCUGGCAACCCUUGUAACUUUCUCCAUUCUUCUAAUUUUAUGUUGUUUGAUUUAAUUUUGUAGUUGGAGUAAAUUCAUAUAUUUCAUAAACGUUAACAUUGUGUAGCCAACUGCUCUUUUUUGACCCCCAUAUAAUCAUGUUAGUUUUCCUAGGAUACUCCAUUGUUGUUGCUGCCAAACUCAGCUGUACUGUUCCCUGUUAUCCAUUACUGCUUAGACUGAAUUGAACUCCUUACCAAAAAGGCAUUAAAAUAUUUCCCAAAAGUUAUCUACUGUAAAGAACACGUUGUAAAUAUGCAUGUAAAUAAUUCUGUUAAUAUUUCACUUUUCUUUGGCUAGACAACUUGUGCAUCUGCUAAUGGAGUGAGCACUGACUGUUUUCUGGAUGUUUAUUUAACAUACUUAUUUAGGUUGGAGUUUUGGAAAAUAAAAAUUAACUAGCUUUGUUUCCUUUGGUACAAUUUCA